This is a messenger RNA of Lymnaea stagnalis (great pond snail), 10018 nucleotides long. NCBI's taxonomy places the organism in Eukaryota, Metazoa, Mollusca, Gastropoda, Lymnaeidae. The record is from the annotation of a GenBank genome assembly.
AGCUCUCCAUGAAAUCUGGGGGUCUCUAACAGAGAUAAGCUCUCACUAGAUACACAUCGAGGACUUUCCAACAUGGCGUAGCCCUGUCUGCUUGGAUGUAGUGCUUUCGUGUGUGUGUGUGUGUGUGUGUGGUCACGAUUUAUUUGAAACAUUCAUUUCAUCAAAGCGACACCACACGUGGAGUCCUUUAACACAGAAGUGAAGGGAGGAUGGGGUCAGGUGAACCGCUGCACACCCUUCCAGUGGACAAAGGAUGGGCAUGGGUCAUUUGUUUCGGUGAGUAUGACUUAAAAUUUUUUUAAAAAAAAUUGAUAAAAAAAUAUGGAUUUUAUUUUCAGUUAGUGUAGCAGUUCUCUACCUGGGGGAUCGUACGACCCUUAAACAGGGGUCGCCUUAGACCAGUGGUUCUCAACCUUCCUAGUGCCGCGACCCUUUAAUACAGUUCCUCAUGUUGUGGCGACCCCUAAUCACAAAAUUAUUUUCGUUGAUACUUUAUAACUGUAGAGUAUAAGUGUUUUCAGAUGGUCUUAGGCGACCCUGGAAAAGGGUCGUGCGAUCCCCAAAGGGGUCGCAACCCACAGGUUGAGAACCGCUGCCUUAGACCAUCAGAAAAACACAUACUUAUGAAGUGGAAACGAAAAUAAUUUUAUGGUUGAGGGUCUCCACCACACGAUGAGGAACUGUAUGACAGGAGAAUUCGAUGGCAUUAGUACACACGGCAGGCCCACAAAUGAAAUGGCAUUGUUGCUUUGUCCCGAACAAACGAACCCUUUGAUUCAGGCCCAAAAGAAAUCUGGGGCCAAUUGAAAAGUCCCAUUGUGAAACCUCGUCUGCUUUUUUUAAAAAAAAAUUGACAUGAAUGAUGAGCCGGUCACGUGAUCUUAUUAGUUUACAACUGUACAUUCGUUGUGUCCAGCUAUCGACAAUCUUAUUUUACGCCGAAUCCAGCAACCAACUCUGGCGCAUCUUGGUAACAAAAGAAAGAAGAAGAAAAGAGUCAUAUAUAUAAUAUAUAUAUAGGUCAUGAUGUCAGAAAGUGAUUCCAUUUACUUUUCAGGGGUUCGAACAGAUGCACUGUCCUCUCAAAUGAAACUCUAGAAUAUAAAAAGAUAGACAUUUUAUUAAAAAAAAUUUUUUGUUUAAAUUCAUAGAUCAAAAAGUAAGUUACAUAUUUAAUGUCAUAUCCGGAAAUUUGAUCGAAAGGGAAUUUGGUCGCAUCUUCUUUUCAGUUUUUACGUUAAGAUUUUGCUUCAAAUUUCUUUAUGAACCCCUUUUUUUUUGUUUUACUAUGAAGUAUUGUACGUUCAAAAAGAAAUUUGACGAAAAUUUAAAGCGUGAACUGAAAAAAAAGAUUCGACCAAAUUGCCGUUCGAUUAAAUUUCCGUCGAUCAAUUUACCAUCGACGAAAUUUAUUUCGAUUAAAUUUCCGGCAACCAUUUAGUUUGUGUAUAAUGUACAUACAUGUAAUCUUAUCGUUCCCCUCUUGGGUCCGACGAUGCCUAAAUUGUAUUUCCCGAAUUCCUUUGUUUUAUUUUUUUUUUCUUGCGACAGCUGGGUUCCUGGUUCAUAUCAUAUUCGGCAGUUCCGGUCAGACCAACACGGUGAUGCUGGGAGAGUUGAUAGAGAAGUAUGACACGACCAUCACCACGAUAUCACUGAUGUUCACAUUCGGCAUUAGCACCUUCAGCCUCUUCUUUCAGUAUGGAGCGGGGUGGGGGGGGGGGGGCGGUGCAGGAAGGGUGAUGUUGGGGUUGUCUACCUGGUUUGAAGUUAUUAUAACUUUUUUUACACAAGGGGCCGUAAUUUCGACCAACGGCACUUUUUUUUUGAAAGAAGGAACGUGAAAAAAUUAUUGGCCCACCCCAGGUGGCACUAACCCUAGUUACGCCGCUGCGGGUACUAAAGACGAGAUAGAAGUGCACAUUCGGGCGGUGUAUAUCCAGGUGUGUAAUUAAGAGGAGGAGUAUAAACCUAGCAUUUAUCUAAAACAACAACUAAGUAAUGAACCCUAUCACAAGGGGAACCUUACUUUUAUCUUUAGAGUUGACACUUGAAAAGAUCCAUGACGCAAAAAAUAUAUAUAUCUUUAAAUGUGUCAGUUACUACUCCCCACCUCUGAUUAGAGCUUAAGUUUGGUUUUAGUUACUCCUCCGUUAGUAUUUAAGUUUAGCUUGAUUUAUUUUUUUGCGAUUGAAACACAAGACCAUAACUUAUUACCGAUUACUCCCCACCACCCAGCCACACACCCCACUCCCCCAUUUUAUUUUUCUCCAUAAAGCCACUCUAGGGACUAACACAUUUAAGAAAGUUAAAUUUAAAAUAAAAUUUAAAAAAAAAAAAAAAUCAUUAUAAAGAUAAUAAUAACAAAUGGAACAGAUUAAUGACACACUGUAACACACUUUUCGGAUACACGUUUUCUCCUCAGAGCCAAGCGACUGAGAAUUGCAACUAUUUUAUAACCGUAAAUUUGAAAGGAAAGAAGACGCGUGAUGGUCAUAAAUAUAUUCUUGUUCAUCUUUCCCUUCCUGACGUUCUAGCCGUGAUAUCUGCUACGUUCAUCCUGCCGAAGAUAGGAGAGAAGAAGUGCGUGAUCAUCGGAGGUAUCCUGGCCUCAAUAUCUUCUAUAGGUCAAGGCCUGUCACCACAUGUGGCCGGCAUCAUAGCCAUGGAAGCGGUCAGGGGUAAGUUGGAGAAGAUUUAGCUUGUUUUUUUUUUGUUGCUCCCGGCAAUUUGAUGGAGUUCUAAAAUACCUGGCAACACAUGGUGAUGAGACCUAAACCCUUUUGCCAUGCGUUUAAAUAAGUGCAAUGAUACAUAUAUUAUACGUGCGAUAAUACAUAUCUAAGUCAUAAGUGCAAUAAUACAUGUAUACGUGCAAUAAUACAUAUCUACGUGCAAUAAUACAUAUCUACGUGCAAUAAUUCACAUAUACGUGCAAUAAUACAUGUACACGUGCAAUAAUUCACAUAUACGUGCAAUAAUACAUGUACACGUGCAAUAAUUCACAUAUACGUGCAAUAAUACAUAUCUACGUGCAAUAAUUCACAUAUACGUGCAAUAAUACAUGUACACGUGCAAUAAUUCACAUAUACGUGCAAUAAUACAUAUGUACGUGCAAUAAUUCACAUAUACGUGCAAUAAUACAUAUACACGUGCAAUAUGUUGUUCGUCCGUCGAAGUCGACAAGGACCAUCGAAUUCAUCCGGUUAGGGGCGGGCGGGGAGGGAGGGGGGGAGGCUUGGGAUUACGGUGAGCUCUUAGGUGGCUUGUUAGAUCGAUCCUUGCUUGGAAAUCUAUGACACCGUGGGCAUGGAAUAGUUGCAAUAUAACAGUGUAGUGGCAAUAAACGUUUCAUAUCAUUUGUAGAAUAAUAUUUUCUUGGAGCGUAGAUCAAUCAACUUGUUCCUAAUUUGAUGAUCAUGACAACGUUGAAACUAUGAUCUGGCAGCACCAUCAACAUGUCCCUUCAUUUUCUAGGGUAUCAACUUAAACACGAGCAAAGAUCAACAAUAAAUUAGUAAGACGUUUCUAUGUGCAUACCCCACCAGAGGUCCAGCAGUGUCCUUUAGAAAGGUUGCCAUUAGCCAUAAAACACAACACUCUAAAUGUACAUCUGUCUAGUUCUACCGCCAAAAACCCCAAUUAAGUGUAAAAAAAAAAAAUAAGGGGGAAUCCAUUACAUAUCUUCUUGUGCUCACUGACUCCAGGGACUGCUCACGGCAUCAUCUUUGUGCCGGCCAUGUGUCUGACCCGCCAGUACUUCAAGAGGCUGAGGUCCACCGCCAGCGUCAUCGUCUUCUGCGGCGGUUGUGUGGCGGCCAUCGUAGCGCCUUUCAUCAUCCGCCAGGUCAGGAAAGAGUACGGAAUAACGGGGACCUACUUGCUGCUGAGCGCCAUGGAGCUGCACUUCGUGGUGGCCGGACUCCUGCUCAGACCAGUCACUGCUUACAGGUAACACAGCCUGCGCCCGUCGCAUUAGUUGCUGGGUUUCUGUUACCCUUUGAAAAUUGUUUUAUGAAGAAAUAAUGUACUAACAAAUAAAUAAGAAAAGUAAAUAGUACAUGCAGGGGCGUGGCUAACAUAUUUCUCCCCCCCCCCACACUUUGCUAAAACUCUCUGUAGUCUGCCGAAAUGCUGGCCCUCAAUAUAUAGCCACGUCUAGGGUGGCUUCGCCCGUUUCCACAUUAACAUGUCAAUGUCUUAAAUAUUUAGGCCUAUUAAAUGAAUUUCAAUAAUUUGUUAACCUUAUUUAGAUAGGUCAUUAAUUUGACAUCAAAUUAAUUGUGUUUUAUUUGUCUUUGUUAUUGGAACUAAAACUUAACUUGGUUUUUUUGUAAAUGAGGCCAGAUAAGACUUGCGAAAAAAACAACAAUUGUGAUAAAAAUUAUCAAUUCACAUCACUAAUUCGAGAAUAUUAAAAUAUUUUUAAAAUCUGAUCUAAUUUAUGGACAACCUUUAUAGAUAUGAACUUCUUUUACACAAGAACUUUCGUAGAAAAUAAAUUAUAUUUAUUUAGCCGAAUUUGAACUUUUAAACAAGAGACAUGUUCAACUCUCUUGCCAUAUUUCCCAUUCUCUUAUCUUCUCACUUCCAUGCGUAUACUUGUUCCAUAGAAAUGUUACGCCUUCUUUAACAUUGGAGGUACUGGGAACCUCAGCAACAGUCCCAGACGCCGAGACGACAGUAGAUGAAGACGUCGAGACGGGCGAAGUGAAAGAGACACCUCUGUUGAGCGUUUCCACUGGGAACAUCAACGGACUCACCAAGGCGGUCAAGGUCGCUGACCGCGGUCAAACAAAUGGGGUGAACAACGGGGUCGCGGACGCUGAGGUCAAGGAGAGAUUGCUGAGGUCCACUAGCAUUGAGGAUCCGAUGGCACUACGUCCGAGGUUAUUCAGUAGAGGGAUGUCCGUGGACUCGACAGGGGGCUACAGAAGUGAAAGGUGAGAACACGCGUGUUGUAACGUCCAACAAAUGGCAUGGCGUAACUCCUCGGUUCACGGCUCGGAGAAUUCAACAUAGUUAGAUGGUAGCAUUCCCAAUAAAAAAUCAGAACGAAACUCAAUAUUUAUCUGAAAAUGUAUAUAAAAUAUUAAUGAAACGGGCCAAGGCCAUAAGUUCAAACAAUAAAGAUGCCCUAAUCCAGGGAAUCCCAAACUUUUCUUUAAUCUGAACCCCAUUGUAGUUUUUUUGACUAAUACUUACACCCACUACAAAAUGAAUACCCCAGAUUUUGAGAUUAUGUCCCACACUAUAAGUGUCAUUGGAGUAAAAAGGAGCUAUACUGAGGACAGUAGACAACAGUAGCCUCUAUAGUAGUCUUAAAGCUUAUAGAAACUUCAGCGACUUUUUGUUUCCUCUCUACCCCAGCACGUUGCAUCAAUGUAGUGAAUAAAUAUGUAUUUAUAAUUUCUGUUUGCAAUUAAUUAAAUGUUUUAAUUUAAAGAAUUCGAAGUACAAGAUUACUGCAGAUGGCAUCUCUACUACGUUCUUUCUACCAAUCUAUCACUCCCUGCCUGCGGCUAUGGAAAAAUUGGCAGAAAGGAUUAAAAAAAAAACAAACAAAAAAACUGGUUCUGUGCUCUUCAUUUUAUUUUAAUUUAAUCUGACUGUAUGCAUUGUUGGAUAAUUUGACGGGUCACGGGCUAAAUAAAUGUUUAACAUCGUGAAAUGUGUGUCAUCAUUUGAUAUAUAUAUUUUUUUUUUUCUUCUUGAAAUAUGCCAAUUCGUUUAAAACAAACACUAAAGGAUCAAAGCAAACUUUGGAAGUGUUCUCACACUGACCAGUGAACAUGGGGCAGCUGCAGAGGGGUACAUGGAAACCCAGCCACAGCCAGAUUCAACCGACAAGGGAGGUGCCGGGAAAAGCAGAUUCCAGAAGUUUUAUUCCGAUGCAUCUCUGAAGUAAGUCAAUAGCCAGACUCCGGCAGCCCGAUCCCGAGUGUGUGACAGCCAGACUCCGGCAGCCCGAUCCCGAGUGUGUGACAGCCAGACUCCGGCAGCGCGAUCCCGAGUGUAUAAUGUAUUUGUACCUUCCAAAAACUAGUUUCAUCAGCAAUGGGGGAAAAUACAUACAAUAUAUAUAUUUGUAACGGGGAACAACAAAUUAACGACAAAAAAGUGCACACAAUUUUAUUUUAAAAAUAGUUGUCAGUGAUGAAACACGUGAGAAUACCCUUGAAGAUAUUUUAAAGCAAAUAUAAUAUCAACUAAAGUUAAUGUUUACGGAUACAUUUUUGUCCUGUAUGGAAUAUUAGACCUUUGCUAAACACAUUUGUUGCUUUAAUACUUUCAAUGUUGGUGUGGUCAAGAAGCCAUAGGCUUGCUGAGUUUGAUACCAGGAGGAGAACAUCAAUGAAAGAAAAGGACAUUGUAUUUUUUUGUUUGUUUUGUUUUGCAAGAGUGUAUUUCUACCGAAAAUACAUCUGUUGUUUAUACAAGAACACGCAUCUGUAGUUUACACAAGAACACGCAUCUGUAGUUUAUACAAGAACACACAUCUGUAGUUUACACAAGAACACACACUAUCUGUAGUUUACACAAGAACACACUUCUGUAUUUUAUACAAGAACACGCAUCUGUAGUUUAUACAAGAACACGCAUCUGUUGUUUACACAAGAACACACAUCUGUAGUUUACACAAGAACACACACUAUCUGUAGUUUACACAAGAACACACUUCUGUAUUUUAUACAAGAACACACAUCUGUAGUUUACACAAGAACACACAUCUGUUGUUUACACAAGAACACACAUCUGUAGUUUACACAAGAACACACACUAUCUGUAAGUUUACACAAGAACACACUUCUGUAUUUUAUACAAGAACACACAUCUGUAGUUUAUACAAGAACACGCAUCUGUUGUUUACACAAGAACACACACUAUCUGUAGUUUAUACAAGAACACACAUCUGUAGUUUAUACUAGAACACACGUAUGUAGUUUAUGCGAAACAAUUCUGUCAGUUUUCUAUCUCUUUAACUUCCUUUCUUGUGUACGUUUCGUAAACAAUGUGUUUCCAUUAGAAUCUGCUUUAUGAAAUGAUGAAUGUUCUCAGCUGAGUGUCUUGAUCAGUAUAAUAUUGUGUUCUGGUUUGACUGCAGCUGCAACAAUCUUGGUGGAGUGGGUAGUUUGCGUUUCUUUAGUAAAAAUUCUGUUAUAACACAUCGUGAGACACAACGUCAUCUCUCUGGGUCAUUCGUCAACAGCUUGUGGGCGUUUCGCCUGGCUCUGGUAGCUGUCAUACCAGGAACCGUCACCGUGUACAUCGCCAUCUACACACCGAUGAUAUUACACUCUCAGGUAAAAUAGUGCAUACAUAUAAUGUUACAAUCUCAGGUAAAAUAGUGCAUACAUAUAAUGUUACGCCCUCAGGUAAAAUAGUGCAUACAUAUAAUGUUACGCUCUCAGGUAAAAUAGUGCAUACAUCUAAUGCUACGCUCUCAGGUAAAAUAGUGCAUACAUCUAAUGUUACGCUGUCAGGUAAAAUAUAACAUAGCUAUAAUAUUACACUCUGAUGUAAAAUACUGCAUACCUUUAAUGUUACAUUAUCAGGUAAUAUAUUCCAUAACUAUAACAUUGCAAUAACAGGUAAAAAAAAUAAUAAAGCUUCAUCAUAUUAAAACUCUUUGUCCCUAAAUGAACAAUGAAAUAUGGCAUUGGCUUUAAGUUAAAAUAAAACAAUUUCAUUCUUUGUUGUUGUUUUUUUAACGUAGUUUGAUGGUUGUUUUUUUUUUUUAAAUUUUUAAAUUUUUUAAAAUUUUAGUAAUGUUUUUAUUCAAAUCAAUUCACAUUUGAUAUGAUUUUUAUUUUCACCGCCAUUGUUGCCUUGACCUCGUAACUUUGUGUAUCUACCAGGGCGCGUCCCUAGAUGAAGUGUCCAUUCUACUGACCAUCGUUGGGACACUUGACCUAAUUAGUCGCCUGUCCAUGGGCUUUCUGGCCGACACCCACAUCCUGUCAGCCACUGUCAUGUUGCUGAUAUCACAAAUAUUUAUUGGCAAGUCCAGAAACAUUUUACUGAUCUAAGAAAAUAUUUCUAUUUGUGACUUCCAUGAAAAAUUACAGAAAUUAGUUAACAGCAAGAAUGAUGGUUACAUUUUUUUUAAAAAUCCUUCACAUAGAAUUAUAUGUAAAAACAAUUCCAUCAUUAAGCAAUAAUUUUUUUCAAUGUUUUAAAUCUAAUUUUGUCUAACAAUAUUCCCAUUGCUUGAUAUUUUGAUUGAGUCCCAGAUAAGGGUAUUUUUUUUCAACAUUACCAAUUAUACACGAUGCCCGUACUACAUUUAAUUUAUUUACUUAUAUAGAAAGUCACUUUUUUUUUUGACGCCAUGAAUUAAUAUUAAAUUUUAAAAAGCAAAGAGAAAAAUAUUCAUCAAAGUUUAAUGGAAAUUUCUAUUGUUAGGUUUAAGAAAUUCAACUGGCCUUCGUACCAAGGUCUUAUGUUUAUGAAAAGCUUCUAGGCAGAAAAGGGGAAUUUUAGUGUACCAAGAGUAUCUGGAUCCUCUGUUUUACAGCUGUGCUAACAUUGCCAGCGGGAUUUGAAAUCCACGAUCUUUCAAAUCAACAAAUAUUUUUUUCAGAGUCGUUUAACGAAACUGUAGGUUUGUGCAGAACUAUGUUCCUCCCAUUUGUAUCGUUGAACCAUGUGUUUGACUUAAAAUACCUCGGUACUCAUAGAGCAUGUUUGCCAUGGACACAUUUCUUACAGGAGUCGUGUGCCAGUUCGUCGGCAUGUUCAACUCAUUUGAAACGUUGAUUCUGCUGUCCGUUUUACUUGGACUGGUCAUCGGGACCAGGAUAUCACUCCUACCUCUGGUGGUCAUCGAGGUGGUUGGGGUCGAGAAGAUGCCCCAGGCGUUCAGCAUCAUCUCCAUGAUAUCCACCAUUACAGCAGCCGGAGUCAAUCCCUUAUUUGGUGAGUGUGCACUCAUUAAAAACCCCGAUUCGAUACUGUUACAUUAGGGAUAUUUAAAAAACAAAAAAAAAACACACACAAUUCGAUACUGUUACAUUACGGACAUUUGAAAAACCAAAUUCGAUACUGUUACAUUACGGACAUUAAAAAAAAUCGAUUCGAUACUGUUACAUUAAGGACAUACAAUAAAAAAAAAACUACAUCAAACAACAAAGUCGAAAUUUCUAAGGGUAUCUAAAAUUAGUUGUACGUUUUAUUUUGGGUCAUGAAAACCAUUUUCUUUUUUAAUUUAGAGAUUAUGUGCACAUUAAAUAACGUAAGUUAUAUAUGUUUGAAAAAUAACACGACAAAUAACUUUGGACCAUAUUAGAGGCUCAAAUAUGUCACAUUCCACAAAUCCAAUUCCACCAAUCACAUUCCACCAAUCACAUUGCACCAAUCACAAUCCACCAACCAAAUUAGAUUAUUAAAAUUACUCGAUCACAAUAAAUCAUUAAAGAUAUAUCAAUUUCAUUUAAUGUCAAAUAUACCAGCGACCAUUGGUCAAUUUAAAAAGUAACACCAUCUAUUCCGUCCUCAAAAUAACAUAAACAUGUAACUUUGCACUCCAUGAAUACUUGUAAAAAACAAAAACACCUCAAUUAGCAGUCCAAUCAUUAUACUUAUUUUAAUUAUUUUUUUUAAUUGCACAAAAAGAUUACAUGAAAAAAUAUUUUCAAGUAAAAAAAUCUAAGACUCUCUUCACCUAAACUACCACUGACCAUACGAUACUAUUUUUUGUGUCAUGUUAUCAUUCCAGGCGCUGUUACAGAAGCCAGUGGCGCCUUCCAUCUGGCAUUACACAUUCUAGGAGGUUUCUUCUGGGCAGGGGCACUACUCUGGGCGUUUGUCCCUUUAAUGAUCAAAGUAGACUUAAAGAAAGGCAGGCGCACGUCCUAGCGGAUAAUUGUCAUUUUUUUAUUAAGGCAGCGGUUCUCAACCUUAGGGUCGCGACACCUUUGGAGGUCGAAUGACCCUUACACAGGGGUCGCCUUAGACCAUUUUAAAACACAUGUUUGUGAAGUAGCAACAAAACUAAUUUUAUGGUUGGGAGUGGGGG